AUGAAAAUCAUUUCCUCAAAACAAUUCAUUUUAUUGACUUUAGCCACUUCAAGCCUGUUAACAUCAAACAUCUUUUGCGAAGAUGAAUUAUUGCUGCCCAAUCUUCACAGCAAAGAAAAUUAUGGCAAAUGUUCUGAGCACAGGGGAUCCCCAAAAGGAGAGAAGGAAAGAGGUCUGAAUUUUCAAGAGUUAAAAGAUUGGGGACCAAAAAAUGUCAUGAGUACACCCCCAGUCAAUAAAAUACCACACUCAGCAGCCAACUUGCCUCUGAGGUUUGGAAGGACCAUGAAAGAAGAAAAGAGCCCAGGAAGGAUUGCCAACCUGCCUCUGAGAUUUGGAAGAAAUAUGGAAGCUAGUAUCUCCAGAUACAUUCCUAACCUACCCCAAAGGUUUGGGAGAAUGACAACAGCCAAAAAUGUCAUGAAGACACUCAGUGAUUCAUUUCAACAAUCCAUGCAUUCACUCUGUGCCAGUGAGCUAUUGUACUCCAACACCUGCCCAAACCAAGAAAUCCAGAAUCCUGAUCAAAAACAACCAAGGAGACUGGUAUUCAAGAAAAUAGAUGAUAUAGAAGUAAAACAAAAAACAUAA
Molecule: messenger RNA, 591 nt
Organism: Sciurus carolinensis (gray squirrel)
Lineage: Eukaryota; Metazoa; Chordata; Mammalia; Rodentia; Sciuridae
Gene: Npvf
Product: neuropeptide VF precursor
Exons: 3
Coding region: 1-591 (196 amino acids)
Biological process (GO): negative regulation of gonadotropin secretion; neuropeptide signaling pathway
Molecular function (GO): signaling receptor binding
Source: RefSeq, a predicted model, not a curated record